This is a messenger RNA of Neurospora tetrasperma FGSC 2508, 332 nucleotides long. RefSeq lists its product as uncharacterized. Lineage: Eukaryota; Fungi; Ascomycota; Sordariomycetes; Sordariales; Sordariaceae. The transcript has a single exon. The annotation marks the transcript as partial. The record is from RefSeq and is a predicted model, not a curated record.
GCCCGGCUAUGCAACUGAUGUGAAAUCUUAAACGGAGCUUCCCUUUCUGUACUAUAGCACUUCGUGUAACGCAGCUGCAUAUGUAGUUGAUGUCUAGUACCCCGCCUCAAAUGAUGCUCGAUGACCCAGAUUCGUGGACUCAACCCUUGCUUCAACACCAACGAGGACAGAACAGCAGAGCACCAGAACAAGCGAGUCGGAUAUCCUCCUCGGCUCACUACCUGUCUGCUCGAACCUCGUCCAUCAAGCUUCCCUUCUGUCACACACACCAACCAGCUUCACUCUAAACCAAUAUAUAAGAACAGAACCAAAACAAACCGAAACCAAACAUG